This is a messenger RNA of Nasonia vitripennis (jewel wasp), 8223 nucleotides long. RefSeq lists its product as uncharacterized. Gene Ontology annotation, cellular component: nucleus. Gene Ontology annotation, molecular function: protein binding. NCBI's taxonomy places the organism in Eukaryota, Metazoa, Arthropoda, Insecta, Hymenoptera, Pteromalidae. Gene Ontology annotation, biological process: DNA-templated transcription. The coding region runs from base 773 to 7396 and encodes 2207 amino acids. The transcript is spliced from 13 exons. The record is from RefSeq and is a predicted model, not a curated record.
GAUGGCGGAUGGCCAGCUCCGCGACUACUGCAGCGGGCGGAUGGCGAUCGCGGGGCUUGUUUACUCGGUGUUGAGUCGAGCCGAGGAGUCCGAGACGUGUCAUUGCGGCGUCCCGACGUCCGAAAGCCGUUGACUUAGAGGUGUAACGAGUCGAACAAUCUUUUCCAAGUUCAGCAGAGUGUAGUGGCCACUGACCCCUUCGAGAGCGGUGGGGCAGUUUACGCGGGAAGGAAGUGCGGGUGAGCACGUUUCGCCGACGUAAAGCCAGAAGCUUCGUGUUACGCUUACGUCUUCCUCUAGGAUAUCGUUCUCCGAGAACACUUUGCUAAGUAAGCUUCGCGCACGUCUAUCACGACUCCGUUAUCAGUCUGCCUUUAAGCGCUGAUUGGCCGUAAAAACGUAUACACUCCAGUUUGGACUUGAUGUAUAGGAAAACCAGAAAAGACAGUUGGGUUUCUUUGUUUGUAUAUUUCUCUUCCUACUGUACAAACGCGGGCAUUUCUGUGUGUAAAUAGUUGUAUUGUACUAAUAAGUAGUCGUUGCGUUCGUAUAAUUGUUGUUGUACAUACCUGUGAGUGGGAAAUCAUAAGCCAAUGGAUCAUCGUUGUGAGAAUUAACAUUUUGGAUGCUUUUGGAAGAAUCAAGCUGUAGUAUGAUUUCUAAAUUUCUACGUUGAAGAUGUUUUUAUUACAAGGAUUGUACCAAUGCUGAUGCAUAGAUUUGCCAACUGGACUAUUUAGGAUGUUCAACGAGUAAAAAAAACGGUCAAAUAAUGUCUAGUUCAUACAUUGUGGAGCCCCAGGAGGGUGCUUCCAAAAAAGAUGAUACCCUUAUCUUAAUGGUUAAUGACAACGGUGUCAUUUCUGUGGAUCAAGAUACAUUACAAAAUCUCAUACUCAAUCAGUCAAAUGCUAAUGUAAGUGUUGUGAGGUUAGGUCAAACUGAUAAUGAUGCUGCAGAAGGAAAUAUUACUUUGACUGUUGAUCCACCUCCGUUUGUAGCAUCAGAAUCAAAUGUUGCAAACUCAGCAGCCGAUCCAGCUGGAUUGGUUGAUCCUUUCAUGGAAAUGGAUCCUGAGCAGCUAGAAAGACUAGAAACUGCUCUACAAAGUGAAGAAGCCAAGCAAAUACUUGGUGAAAAUGUCACCGCUAUGCUUGAUAUGUUAACAGUGGAAGAGCAACAAAAUUCUAUAAGAUAUAGCAUAGAGUUAGAUCAUUGCUAUACCAGCAGAUUUUCUCCAUCACAACCUAAGCCUGCAGAUCCAUUGCCAGACAUGAGUUCAUCUGACAUGGAUGAUUCGAUGUGUCUAGAUUCUAACAAGUCUACAGUACCUAUGAUGUUGCCAGUAUCUUCCGCUAAUGUUAAUAAUACUUCAAUCACGCCUAUGAAACAGAAAGUGGCUUCGAUACCUCCAAAGAUAGUCAAACAGCCAGUUUCUUUAGGUGGCAGACCUCGAAGAGCUUCCACUGCAAUGCAACCUAUUACAACUACUCCAAAAUCAUCUAUUAGUACAAAUGCGCGAGCCUCAAAUUUGGCACAAGAAAAUAAGUCCAAUACUAAAGAUGUCAAUGAGCCAGAGGACGACCAGUUAUUUUCUUCUUCUUCUGAGUCAUCCGAGUCGGAAGAGUCAUUUAGCGAUAGUGGCUUUGGCCCCAAACCUUUCAGAAAAGGUGUCAGAGCUAGAGGAGGUCGAAGAGGUCUCACUACUAGAGGAGGUAGCAUGGCUGCUGCUCGUAGAAGAGGUUCCAACAAACACAUGGAUAGUGAGCAAGUCAGACGCUUGGAUUUGGAAAUGGCAGCUGCUGUUAAUGCCAUGAAGAGCCCCGAAAAAGAAGACAAGUCAGAGAAGCACAGUCCUGGUAAAGUGAAAAAGCCUUUGAAAACAUUUGGGGGUAAAAAGAAAGAAGAUGGACCUACACCAUCCACCUAUGUUAAUGAAUCACCACCUGUGGAGCCAAACGUUAUACAAACAACGAAUCAAGUGAAAGCAAAUUUAAUAAGUGCUAACAUGUUUAAGGGAGAUAUGAUCCUUACAAAACCAGGCCAAGAUCGAAAUAAUCAAAAAGUAGUAUACAUUCAAAAACAAGUAGCAAUGAGCCCAAAUGAUAUGAAAGCUUUAGGCAUUAAAAAGCAGGUGAUGAUUCCAAAGAGUAAAUUAAUAACGUCACAGAAUUCUAAAGUUCCUAUGGCUAAAGAUGCAAAAGCGAUAUCAUCGCCAGCUACUGUUAAAGGAGUAACAGGAAAUGUACAACCGGCAACUUUUGCUCAAACCGUUACACCAAUGGAAGUUCAAAUGGAUACAACGCAACACCAAGCACAGAUGCAGAAAACAGUUUCACCAACAGUUAUUAAAACCAAAUCAGUGGAACUCAAAAAGGAAAAGAAGAAAACUGAACCAAUUUCUGAAACUCCAGUGCAAGCUGUUGAAUCCACCAAGCCAGUGGAAAUAAAAACACCUGCUACUGUGGCGAAAAAAGUUGUUAAAAAGGAACAUCGAAAAUCCGAUCCACAUGUCGUCGAAGCUCUUGGUCCUGCUUUAUUCUCAACUCCAGAUAUAAUUCGUCGUGUGGGUUCAACUGAAUCCAAAGUUCCAGAUAGCCCAGUCACAACAACACCCACAAAUCUAUCAGCAGUUAUCAAUAAUGCAAACAUAAGUACUCCCGGAGUUAGUACAGCAAGUAUUCCCACUGUUGCAACUCCAUCUUUAAGUACUGCAAUAUCACCUAUAAAUGCAGCUGGUAUAUUGCAUGAGCCAAUGGAUACAAACAUUUCGGCGACCGAUUCUACAAAUGAUGGUCUUGCUAGACUUGAUACUAAUGCAUCUUUACUACCAGAAAGUUUAGAGGAUGAUAAAAUGGAUAGCAAAGCUGCUAUAGCAGAGUUGCUUCAACCAGCCUUAGAAGCCGCGUCAAAACCAUCUCCAUCGAAGGAAAUGCCUCCAUCAAUGGAACAAAAUAGUAGUUCAAAACAUGUUGUUUCUGAGAGUGGAAUUGAAGGUGAUGAUCAUUUAUUGGCGACGUUGGGAAUGGAAGCUGCCAAACAAAUACCAAAUGAUGAAGAGUUAUUAGCUGAAGCAUUACUGUUGCAAGAAACGCUCGGCGUCGAUUUGGAUCAUAGCGGACUGGUUGAUCCAACGCCGGAAAUACCUGAUUCAAUCUUGUCUUCUCCUAUAAUGGAACCUCCCCCAGUGGUACCGUCUACUAUAAAAGCUGCAGAGCCUAUGCCAAUUGCUCCUCCCGUACAAACUCCUGUUUCCGCAACACCUCUGGCACCUUCAACGCCCGAAAUGAAAUCGGAAUCAACAGUGAAAAAGGAUUCAAAACCAAUUCAAAUAGUGCGUCAUGGACGAGUAAUUACACUACCACCAAUAGAGGCGCCCGCAACUCGAAGUAAGAGGUUGCAAGCAAAGACUGAUAAUCAACAGCCCGACGUUGCACAAGCCAAAGUUGAAAAGAAACCACAAGUCCAGCAGCACCAUCAACAACAACUUAAAGUCAAACCAAUUGUCAUCAAAACGGAAAGAUCUUCGAGGACACCUUCUCACGUUAGUUUACAAAAACAAGACAUGAUCUACGACAUGGAUGACGAUGACGAGGAAGAGGAAGCUAAUUCUGAUUCUGAAGAUGAUCCAAAUAGAUUAUGGUGCAUAUGCAGACAACCCCACAAUAACCGAUUUAUGAUUUGCUGUGACAUAUGCCAGGACUGGUUCCACGGAAAAUGCGUCAAUGUUACAAAAGCAAUGGGUGAAGACAUGGAAAAUAAAGGCGUUGAGUGGGUUUGUCCUAAUUGUAAAACGAAAAAGAGUGAGGAGAGCAAGCCGAAAUCUACUGCAAGGAAGCAAAGGCAUAGUACGGAUUCAACAGCCAGUGAGCGUAGUCGAACUCUGUCAGUUUCCAACACUUCCACUAGUGACGGGAAAGUUACUUCCAACACUGGAAAAAAUUCAGGUGCUUCAGCGGGUGUGACACAUUGUGUGGUUUGCAAAAAGGAAGCAAGGAAAUCAAGUAUCUAUUGCUCUGACGCAUGUAUUUUGGCACAUGCCGAAAAGACGUCUACACAAGAUAAGCCAACUCCUAGCCCACAACCAGUUAAGACUCCGAAAGCUGACACGUCGAAAUCAAAAGCAGAUGUCAGAGUAGUCGUCUUUGAUAAAAAGACUGGCAACGUUUUAACAGGUUCAAAUGCUCCAACGGCGUCAAAUUUAAAAGCAUGGCUUAAGGAAAAUCCCUCGUAUGAAGUAGUUAAACCUAAUAAUGCAAAUACAAUACAACUGGGAGGAAAGACUUUCACGGCUAUACAAACCCAAGGGAUUAAGACUAAUAAACCGCUUCAGGGCAAGACGUCAGCUCAAGCCAAAAUGGUGUACUCGAAAGUAGCUGGUUCGAAACAAACAGUUCUGGCUCCGAGUACGAAGAAGACUGUACUUACGAUGGACACACUACCGGGACGAGCAACAGCCUCACCGCAGCAUCGACCAAAACAGAAUGCAGUUGUCACUCCUUAUAAGACCCCCACGUCAAACUUAAAACAAACGACGAUUAAGUCUGUGGUACAACCUAAUCAGCAGCAACAACAACAGCAAACGCCUCAAAAACCAAUUGCAGCCUCGACGCCUAAAGUCGUUUCUGUAAAGAAGCCAGCAGAACCGAAGCCGUCUACGUCUCAACAAAAACCGGUGCAAUCGCCAAAGGAGCAGAUAGCAACGAAAACUCCACCGCCUAGAAAACCUGAAACAGAACCUAUAAGAUUAACUGUGAGAAAAACUUUGGCAGAGUUACUAACAUCGCGUGUCAAAGAAGCAAACGAUCUCGCUAUAACUGAAGAGGAAAUAUCGGAGCUAGCUUUGCAGAUUGAGCUCGAGAUGUUUAAGUUUUUCAAAGAUACUGGUCAAAAGUAUAAGUCGAAGUAUCGCAGUCUUGUUUUUAAUAUCAAAGACACGAAAAAUUUAACUCUUUUCCGAAAAAUCGCCGAUCGUUCACUGUCGCCUGCUGCUGUUGUCAAGCUCAGUCCCGACGAGAUGGCGAGCCAAGAAUUAGCAGAAUGGCGCGAAAAAGAAAAUAAGCAUCAGCUUGAAAUGAUCAAAAAGAACGAACUAGAUUUGAUGGCUCAAGCCAAAUCGAUAGUCGUGAAAACGCAUAAAGGGGAGCAGAUAAUAGAAAAUGCUGGCGCUAUUGAUAGUAUCGAUCCCAAAACGUCAGUUCAAGACAUUGUUACGGCGUUAAAUAGCGGCGAUUCUAUAAGUUCUACAAUGGAAGAAGAUAAGCUAAAAGAGGACAAUCUUUUAGAUGAAUCAAAGAAGCCGAAAACUCUUGAAGACGAAAAGAAGAAAAAGGAGAAAGACCGCGAUAGAGACAAGCGACGUGGCAGAUCACGUGAUAGGGACAGCAGUCAUAAACGCGAUAGAAGCCGACAUAAACAUAGUAAAGACAGGGAUCGAAGUAGAGAUAGAAAAUCAAAGGGAAAGCACAAGGAUAGAGACCGCACGCGAGAAAAGGAUCACGACAAGAGCAGGGGCCGCGACAGGAAAAAGGAUAAAGACAGGGACAAGGACAGAAAAGAUAAGCAUAAAAGAAGUCGAAGUAGUUCAAGGAGUCAUAGUAAGAGCAGACACAAGGAACACAAAGACAAGCACAAGAAAGAUGAUGAGAAGAAAAAGGAAGGCUCUAAGAUUGAUGGAGUCGGUAUGGAAAAACCAAUUGAGGAUAGACUGUGGAGGCAUAUUGAAGAGGAGACAACGACUAAUACUCUUGAUGGCAACGAAUCUGAUAUCUCAGACAGAGAACCAAGUUCUACCGUCACGAUUAAGACACCCGACAUUAAUGAAGAGCUCGACAGGGAGAUCGAUAGAGAACUUGAAAAAGAGAUUGACAAAAGCGCUAAGCUCGCCAACGAGUCUGCAUUAGCGACGACUGCCAAGGGCUCUAUAACCGUCUGGAGAGGCUUCGUUUAUAUGGCUGACGUCGCCAAGUUUUUUGUGACUGCGCAAAAUGUUAGUGGUAACUCCAAGGAAUUCUUAGAAGGUCUACCCGAGACUUUUGAUGUUGUAGGCAGGAUAAGUCCCAGCAUUGUAUGGGAGUACCUCGCCAAAAUGAAGAAAAGCGGAACAAAGGAUAUCUUAAUUAUCAAACUUACGGCUACCAACGACGAAGAGAAGAUUCCAUACAUUACUCUUUACAGCUAUCUCAACAGUCGCAAUAGACUUGGAGUUCUAGGCACAAUAUCUUCUCAAAUCAAGGACUUUUACAUUGUACCCUUUUCACACGGUAGUAAGUUGCCGCCUGUACUACUACCGUUAGAUGGUCCGGGCUUGGAGGAAAACCAUCAACAUCUGUUGCUGGGUAUCAUUGUGGUGCAUAGAAGCAAGAAACGAGUGGUAACUAAUCCGUCGUCGUUGACACCUAUGCCUGCCAAAAUAGCCAAGAAGGAACCGCUACAGAUUGGUGAAAAAAACUACACGCCACCAGUUACAUCGCAUUUACUAGCUGGAUCAAGCAUUAAGGAUGAGAGUAUGACGCCACCAAGUUCCCCAAGGGCUAGUAUAAGUCAAGUCAGGAUAGUAACUCAGGAGGUGAAGCAGAGCUUCUCAAUUAUAUCGAAAGUAGUACCUGAGCUUUCUUCCAAGAUAACGCUUGAGUCGUCAUCAUCAUCCGACAAGAUGCAAUUAGACGACGACGAGCCUUACAGUCCAGGUGAACCUGUCGAUAUUGUGCUUGAGGACGACGAAGAUGCACUUUCAUCAUCCUCAAGUCUUAAACCUGCUGGUCUUGAUGCUGUUUCUAUCGCUACCACCACCACGCCGAUCAAGAGCCCGUCUCAGCUGCAGCGCGAGAUGGAGGAGGUCAGCAGGCAAAUUGAGGAAGAAAAGAUGCAAAUACAGAAUAUAAGCUCGUCUUUUCUCAGCGAAGCUUCAACGACUCUGCCGGGUUUGGGACUCGAUCCUCCAGACAAUUCUGAAGUCUACAGUCCUUCGGAUGCAAGGUCCUUUACUCCACCGCCUCAGGGUAUCCCAAAACUGACACAGCCAAUUUUGGAUAAAGUUUCUAAUAUCAUGAUUCCACCAAAUCUGCAAGAGAUUUUAGCUAAUGUCAAGCGACAAGAAAGUACAAAGGUGGACCCGUAUCUUCCAUCGAAGCCAAGUGCAACCUUUCUGACAACAGCUAAUUCAGCAAUGUACCAAAAUCCAGAGAAAUAUUCUCCAACGUACAGCAAAACAUCCAAUGUGAACACUGAAGUGCAAUCUUCUCCACGAAAAGAGACUAAAAGUACUUUGAGUUCUUUGAGUGAUGCUGAUUUAUGCAGAAAAGCUGAAGAAGAACUGGCUGCAUUGGCUGCAGCAUCAGCUCCAACAGUUGCAUCGAGUGUACCAUCAUCCCAGUCACCAGCUCAUUCAGAAUAAUCUCCAUCUGUAACUUCAUUUGACACACAUCGGUUUAGUGUAUAUUGCAGUGAUGAGUUCGUGAACAAACAUUGGUCAAUGUAAAAAGAAGAAACUAAUUUUUAAAUUUAUUGUCCUGCAUACAAAAGAUAGGCAGACUAUAUCUAACUCUGUGACUGUAAAUUACAGUGCGUCGGUGUAUGGAAAAAUAUUAGAUUAGCAUUAUUAUUAUUAUAUAAAUAAAAAUAAGAGUUUAAUUUUUAUGUUAUAUAAACAUUUUCAUAAAUUCUAACUUUUGUUUUUUAAUUUUUCUUUUGUAUUUGAAAAAACACAUUGUCAAGUAAAUCAGUUAUUGAACUUAGUAAUAUAAGUAGAAUUGAUAAGCAUUUCUAUUGUACAUACAUACAUACUAAGAAAUAGAUAUUGCUUAAAGGUUAAUUUGAAAACUUUUGAAGCAUUUUGUAGAAAGAAUUACUUUUUCUGAAUCCUUCGAUUAGUGUACUAUAUUCUGUAGUUAUUAUUAACAAAGUCCAGGUAACUUGCACUUAAAAUCUUUGUUUGAAUGAUUGUAUGAAUGGUAUACAAUAGCAUGAAUCAAAACAUCACUUGACAUAAAAAUAGUUGCAUAUUAACGACGCAAUAGAAAAACAAUUUUAUGUUUGAUAAUUAUAAACUAUUUACACCGUAAAUUCAAUUUCAUAAAAACAGGUCAUGUAUGCGUGAUUUUUAAUGUGUAAUAUCUACUGACUAAUUUGAAAAACUUAGUUUAUUCACUGUAAAUUGACUGUAAAAAAUUUUUUAUUUUAACUUGGAACAUGAUUAAUAAAUACGAAAAUGAAUCAACUAGA